UCUCCAAACCCAACAAUAGCAUCAGAAGAAUCCAAAAACCCAAAACGAAAAGUAGUAAACCAAGGAUCAAAACACUUAUUUCCAUUACAUUUUCCUACAACGGGAAAUUGAAACACCAAUAUUACAAGCAAGCACAAGAAGCAGCAGCAAGUCUUGAAGGUGGCCAAGAAUCCAACUUUAAUUAGAUCAUGGAAGAAUCUGAGACAUACCCAAAAGAAUACUUCUCCCCACAACCAAGAAGAACCACGUCAACGCCGUCAUCAGUUGCAACCACCAGUGUCCACGUCACUGCUUUAGAUGGGCUAGUAAAUGUGAACUCACUUUUCACCAUUGCAGUGUUUGUGGGGCUCUCUCUAACCACACCUGGCCAAAAAAGUCUUGAAGACCGCACAGCCUGCGAUGCUGGCAUUGACGUUGUCAAGAAACUGCUUGUUUUUGAGGUUGUCUCAUUCAGCUUUUUUCUCUUCUCUUCACUUGUUGCACAGGGACUCAAAUUGGCAAUUAAUCUGUUGAAUAGCAAAGAUGUUGAUGAGGUUUUCAGGGCUCAUAUCAAUUUGAAAGUGCUUAGGCUUGGAAUGAUGGGUUCUGCUAUUGGAUCUGUAAUGGGCUGUUUGUUCUUGAUGCUUUCUAUUGUGAAUGUCAUUGAGAUUCGGCUCGGGAUGUUAUCUUGUGGAAGUAAAUCUGCUAUUCAUGCUGUCUCCGCCUUGGUCAUUCUAGUCUCCACUGCUCUUGUGGUUUAUAUUUCUACUGCUAUAUAUGCAUUUAUGCACUAAAGUCAAUCUGCAAUCUUGAAUGUACUCUUUGUAAGUUUUUUUAUUUGAAUUUUAUUGCAACCUAUGAACUUUACAUGUUGGUAUCAUAUGUGAGAGGAGUAUCAGUUUUGUUAUGUUA
Lycium barbarum (goji berry) is the source of this 891-nucleotide messenger RNA. RefSeq lists its product as uncharacterized. The transcript is spliced from 2 exons. The record is from RefSeq and is a predicted model, not a curated record. Bases 189 to 773 code for a protein of 194 amino acids. Lineage: Eukaryota; Viridiplantae; Streptophyta; Magnoliopsida; Solanales; Solanaceae.